UAGGACAGUCACAGCGCUUAAUCUACCACGAUAUGCGUCGAAAGAUAUGGUAAUCUCGGGAUUCAAAAUACCAAAAGACACUCACAUUAUGGCCAACUUCUGGGCCAUUGAUAACGACCCAAACCUAUGGGAAAAUCCAUCGCAAUUCAGGCCCGAAAGACAUCUCAGCGAAGAUCUCAAAACAUUCAGAAAACCGGAGCAUUUGAUCCCAUUUUCAUACGGGAAGAGGUCGUGUCCGGGAGAGGGCUUAGCGGUGGUCGAAGUGUUUCUAUAUCUGAGUUCUUUGCUUCAGAAAUACGAUAUCAAAGCCAACCGUAAAACCGAUCGAUCGCUUGAAUACGAGUUUCAGUUCUCAAUCACUCCGAAAGAAAGUCCUAACGUGUCGUUCACUAAACGAGUGCACAAU
This is a messenger RNA of Medioppia subpectinata, 406 nucleotides long. The record is from the annotation of a GenBank genome assembly. NCBI's taxonomy places the organism in Eukaryota, Metazoa, Arthropoda, Arachnida, Sarcoptiformes, Oppiidae.